CUGAAAAAAAUUGUAAUUUGAUGCCAUAAAAUUGCUCAAAUUUUUAAUAUGAUAGCCCAAAAAGUAUUGGAAACAAUGAUGUUGGGCACCCAAAAGUUUUGGACACAAUGUGGCCCAAUUUAAUUAGAAGAAAAUUGUUUUGGUUAUUGGGGUUUCACCUAGGCGGAUGGAAUCGAAUGUAUUGGAUGUUCGCAGAGAAAACGAUAGGACUUUGCACCUGCUAUUCAGGUCAGUUCGUUAACUUUGCUUACGUGAACUAUGGACUUCCGCACGUGUUCGGUCAUUAACCGCGCCAUUUCCGCCAGCACUGCUAAAGUCUGCAAAAUUUUAUACAUAUACACUUAACAUUACGUUUGAAAAAUCAGUUGCUUCGCGUCAAUCAACGAAAAUGCCUGGCAAUAAUAAUAAACGCGUGAAGUUGUCCCUUAAAAAGGCACCCUCGCAACAAGUGCAAACUGCUCCAACUAUGUUGGGGCAGUUGCUCCUGCAACCAAACGUCAUCACGACCAUCAGUGCGCAACCGGCGGGUACGUCGGGUACAGGGGCGCGACAGGAAACACAGCGGAUUCCUGAUCAAACCCCUGUACCUGUAAUAUCCAUAGCGGAUAGUGACGUGGAGGACGAGUUCAAUCGUCUGUUUGAAAGCGUAACGCCCCCCACGUUACCUUCAUCCACCCCGCUCCGGGCGCCGCCGCCACCACCACCACCGCAGUAUGGUGGAAAAAAUUUAGAUUUGCUGCGGGGGGGAGGAACACGUCAUUUUUAGUCCUGAAAGUCAGGACAUCCUCCCCCCAUACAGUCAAAUGGAUCCGGUGCUGCAGCAGCAACCUAUGGAGCAGCAGCUGCAUCACCAGUCACAACAACAGCACCAGCAGCAGCCCCAGCCCCAGCCCCAAGCCCAACUUCAACCCCAGGCUCAGCACCAGCAGUCCCAGCAUCAGCAGCCCCCGCAUCAGCAACAGCAAGCGGUUCCUCCAACCAACUUGGAGGAAUUCCGAAAUACUGGUGUGCAGUGGCUGCGUGCGUUGUUGGGGACGUACCGGCAGAGUGCUGGAGUUCACGAAGGGCGGAUCGCCCAAAUGCGAGCUGCCCUCGAACGUGAAUCGCAGAACUUCGAGGUUUUGCGGAAUAAUAUCCGCAAAACCGAGAAUGUUCUGCGAUUGCUCGAGGACGCGGAAGUGUAGUAUUAAGAUAUUUUUAAGGUAUUAUAAUUUAGUUAAUAAGUAGUCUUAGUGUUAUUUUAGUUAUUGGGAGUUUUAGUUUUUCUUUAAAUAAAUAAUUAUCUUUA
This is a messenger RNA of Photinus pyralis (common eastern firefly), 1288 nucleotides long. RefSeq names its product general transcriptional corepressor trfA-like. The transcript is spliced from 2 exons. NCBI's taxonomy places the organism in Eukaryota, Metazoa, Arthropoda, Insecta, Coleoptera, Lampyridae. The record is from RefSeq and is a predicted model, not a curated record. The coding region runs from base 804 to 1184 and encodes 126 amino acids.